UGUGUAUGCGGAGUUGUUGAAAACUGAGCAAGAUAGAAUGUAUGCAAAUGAUGAUAUUGCGGACAAGUCCUACUUCUUCAGUAGCAUUUGCCUGGAUAUGGUGCAAAAGAAGGACACCCGUGCGAUGGAGAAGUAUGUGAGAAGGAAUGUAACUGAGGGUAGUGCAUGCCGAUACAUCCAUUUCCUGAUUUGCCAUGACGCGCACUGGACACUUGUGGUGUAUGAUACUGAUUAUGGGAGUUGGAGGCAUUACAAUCCAAUGAGGCAAUGUUCGGUGCAGACAGACGUGCAUUACACCGAAGCUGUAAUUCUAGAAAGCAUUGAAAUCAGUUGGCAGUAUAUGUGUUGUGUGUUGUGAGAUAAUAUUGGCACUUUGAUUUUGUUGUGAUGAGUUUUUUUUAGUUUUGUAAUUUGUGUGGCAGAAGGAAUGUGUGACUAACAUUAUGAAGCAGUCAUUGCGUGCAUUUGGAAUGGAUGAGUGUACCAUUGAGGCAGAUUUCAGCUACCCAUUGGAGGCUAUCACACAGUGCCUAUAGAAGAAA
Molecule: messenger RNA, 542 nt
Organism: Camellia sinensis
Lineage: Eukaryota; Viridiplantae; Streptophyta; Magnoliopsida; Ericales; Theaceae
Source: RefSeq, a predicted model, not a curated record